Molecule: messenger RNA, 1548 nt
Organism: Osmia bicornis bicornis
Lineage: Eukaryota; Metazoa; Arthropoda; Insecta; Hymenoptera; Megachilidae
Gene: Rtca
Product: RNA 3'-terminal phosphate cyclase
Exons: 9
Coding region: 229-1455 (408 amino acids)
Biological process (GO): RNA processing
Cellular component (GO): nucleus
Molecular function (GO): RNA-3'-phosphate cyclase activity
Source: RefSeq, a predicted model, not a curated record
AAGCGAACAAAAUGCAAUUUCUAAAAGCGUACGAAAGAGUAUAUCGUCUCCGUCAACCUGGAUUAACGACAACACUUUCAUCGCAACCCCGAAAAAUCUUACACUGCAUACUCGAAAACUACGGGUUCAAGUCUUUGACCUCGAUAACGGCGCUCUGGAAAUACUGUGAAUACAGUAUAAGCUAUCGAUAUAGGACUACCUUGUUAACAUUUCAUUAAACGUUCUUCUAUGAACAUCAAGGUAUACACGAGUCGUUUAAAAUUUAUAAGAAAACUGAUAUUUUACAAGAUAACGCGUAUAUCUUAUAUACGAAAUUGUGUCAUUCGCACAAUGUCUUCAAUAGAAAUUGAUGGAAGCUUAGGGGAAGGUGGUGGUCAAGUGUUAAGAAUAGCACUUUGUUUGAGUGCUUUAUAUAAAAUCCCAGUUAAAAUUAAUAACAUACGAGCGGGUCGUCCCAAACCUGGCCUUGCUGCACAGCAUUUAAAAGGAGUACAACUACUAAAGAAUAUGUGCAAUGCUGAAGUCCAAGGGGAUCAUAUAGGAUCAACUGCUUUGGAAUUUAAACCUAAUGAAUUAAAUGGAGAUAAAAGAAACAAAUUUUUAGUAGAUACAGGAACCGCUGGUUGCAUUUGUUUGUUAGCUCAAGUAGCUUUGCCUUGUGCUCUUCUUUUCCCUCAGCCUAUUACACUAAUUCUUAAAGGUGGCACAAAUGUCCCUAUGGGGCCCCAUAUAGAAUACCUUGGAGAAGUGUUGAGACCAUUACUUAAUAAAUUUGGAGCUGACUUUGAUUUCAAUGUUGUAACAAGGGGUUAUUAUCCAAAGGGAGGUGGAGAGGUACAUUUAUACAUAAAACCAGUGCAAUCAUUGAAGGCUAUUACUUUAACUGAUCCAGGGGUUCCUAGCGAGGUAGCAGGAUGGGCAUAUGUUGCUGGUGUUGUUCCUAUUAAAGAAGCUUAUAAAAUGGCAAAUGAUGCUAAAUCACUUUUAACUGAAGGUUUAAAUAAACAUAAUAUUCCCUUACCACCAAUAAAUAUUGAAACUUAUAAAGAAGAUAGAUCUAUAGCUGUGGGAAAUGGAUCUGGUAUCAAUGUAGUAUGUACAACAUCUAGUGGAUGUAUUUUUGGUGGUUCCGGAUUGGGGUCCGGACGUCAGGAACAAAUUCCACCAGGCACACAAUCAGCUAAAGAAAUUUUGGAUACAAUUUUAGCAGGAUCUUGUGUUGAUGAUCAUGCUCAAGAUCAGUUAAUAAUUUUAAUGGCUCUAGCCGAAGGUGUUUCUAAAAUUAAUCUUGGAAGCAAGAAACUUACUUGUCACACUGAAACUGCCAUAAAAGUGGCCGAACUAAUGUUAAAGGAUUUCAAUCCUCGCUUUAACUUAUGCGAAAAUAAAGAUGGAGAUAACGUCUCUUAUGCUUUAGAAUGCGAAGGCUGUGGAUAUAAAAACAAGUAUAUAUAAGAAGUUAUUCCUGUUUUUGCCUGAAGAAUGGUUCUAUCGUUCUUAAAAAUUCUCUUUCAAAUACUUCAUCGGAAAAUCGAUUUACAGAUGCUC